GCUAUACGGAUAUAAAUCCAAUUCAAAUUUCUAAUUCGAAUGUUUGUUGCUUUGUACAUAAAAAUAAUCAAAACAUUACAAAUUGCACCCCCUCUUUACUAUUUCUACCCGUCUCAGGCGGGGAGUUCCUCCGAUAUUCCAGUAAUAUUUUUUUAUUAAAUUCAGUUUUCAGUUAAAGUAAAUAGCAGAAUCGUGGAUAGGGAACUUUACUAGCAACCUACCCAAUUUAUUGUAUAAAUUUUCGGAAUCAAUGGUUGGACUAUGCAAACUAUAAAUACCUUUUCUUGGAUAAAAGAACAGAUUACUCGAUCCAUUUCCAUAUCACUUAUAUUAUAUAUAAUAACUCGGUCAUCCAUUGCGAAUGCCUAUCCCAUUUUCGCACAGCAAGGUUAUGAAAAUCCACGAGAGGCGACGGGACGUAUUGUAUGUGCCAAUUGCCAUUUAGCUAAUAAGCCCGUGGAUAUUGAGGUUCCACAAGCGGUCCUUCCAGAUACUGUAUUUGAAGCAGUUGUUCGAAUUCCUUAUGAUAUGCAAUUAAAACAAGUUUUAGCUAACGGUAAAAAGGGUGGCUUGAAUGUGGGGGCUGUUCUUAUUUUACCUGAGGGAUUUGAAUUAGCCCCACCCGAUCGUAUUUCUCCAGAGAUGAAAGAAAAAAUAGGGAAUCUUUCUUUUCAGAGCUAUCGCCCAAUAAACAAUAUUCUUGUGAUAGGUCCUGUUCCUGGGCAAAAAUAUAGUGAAAUUACCUUUCCUAUUCUUGCCCCGGACCUUGCCACUAAAAAAGACGUUCACUUCUUAAAAUAUCCGAUAUAUGUAGGUGGUAACAGGGGAAGGGGUCAAAUUUAUCCUGACGGAAGCAAGAGUAAUAAUACAGUUUAUAAUUCCACAGCAACAGGUAUAGUAAAGAAAAUUGUACGAAAAGAAAAGGGCGGAUACGAAAUAAACAUAGCGGAUUCCUCGGAUGGACGUGAAGUGGUUGAUAUUAUCCCUCGAGGACCAGAGCUUCUUGUUUCCGAGGGUGAAUCUAUCAAACUUGAUCAACCAUUAACGAGUAAUCCUAAUGUGGGUGGGUUUGGUCAGGGAGACGCAGAAGUAGUACUUCAAGACCCACUGCGCAUACAAGGUCUUUUAUUUUUCUUUGCGUCUGUUAUUUUAGCACAAAUCUUUUUGGUUCUUAAAAAGAAACAAUUCGAGAAGGUUCAAUUGUCCGAAAUGAAUUUCUAGAUUCGUGUAUUUAUCAAGCUUGUAACAAUAACAAAAUUUUUGUUGACAAUUAUUUGACAAUUUUGGAUGAUCAAUAAAUCAAAAAAUUCUGAGAAGGUUUUUUUUGUUUGUUUAUACUUUUCUUGUAUAUCUACGAGAAGGUUGGAAUUACUUGUACGAGAUUAUUAGUUAUAAUAUCUAUUGGAUUGCGAAGAAGACUAUUUUCCUUUUUUCCAAUCGAAAUUCGACUAGAUGCUAGACUAAAGGGGAAAUAUAACGAAAAGAAUAAUGAGGGGACCAAAUGAUUCUAGGGGGAGUUCUUUUCCUUCCUGGUCUUCGACACACGACAAGGAAUUUUACACAUACUUGUCGUGUGUCGAAAUUGUAAUGAGUCUUGAUUCUCCUCGUCAAAGACUUAGUCGGAAUUUUUUUCUUAGUAUUACACGUAUAAGGAGUGGACAAACUGAAAAAAAAGGAGAGAGGUAAAUUUAUGGAACAAAUGGAACUUCUUGCAUUCUAGUUAAUCUAGAAAAAUAAAGCUUCUAUUGUGUCAUUCAGUAAAUCAAGUGAUUACCUCUUUUUUUAACUUAACAAUUUAGGAAGGAUCAACAAGUACUAU
Molecule: messenger RNA, 1819 nt
Organism: Spinacia oleracea (spinach)
Lineage: Eukaryota; Viridiplantae; Streptophyta; Magnoliopsida; Caryophyllales; Amaranthaceae
Product: cytochrome f-like
Biological process (GO): photosynthesis
Cellular component (GO): chloroplast thylakoid membrane
Molecular function (GO): heme binding; electron transfer activity; iron ion binding
Source: RefSeq, a predicted model, not a curated record